Molecule: messenger RNA, 1471 nt
Organism: Periophthalmus magnuspinnatus
Lineage: Eukaryota; Metazoa; Chordata; Actinopteri; Gobiiformes; Gobiidae
Exons: 5
Coding region: 21-857 (278 amino acids)
Cellular component (GO): mitochondrion
Molecular function (GO): glycine N-acyltransferase activity
Source: RefSeq, a predicted model, not a curated record
GGUCAGAUCAAUGGUCAGACAUGAAGACUCUCGAAAAGUCUGAGCUCCAAGUGGCCGAGAAAGUCCUCAAGAAACACCUUCCAAAAAGUUAUAAGGUGUAUGGAUACCUUUACAGCAUUAACCGGGGCAAACCCACAACAAUGGAGGUAGUUGUGGAUGCCUGGCCGGAUUUUAAAGUAAUCAUUUGCAGACCUAACCUCAGGAAUAGGCAUGUCAUGGAUUACACAUUAAAAGUGACUGUCUUCAGCAUGGAUGAGCAGAUCUUUAGGACUACGUUGACACAGGAAAAUACUGUUGACUGGAGCCUUAACUUUUUAUUUGCAGGCCUUGAUGCUUCCAAUGUACCCCUUAUCAAGGACGUUUCUGCCUUGAAAGGUGUAAACCUGAAAACCUAUACAACAGUUCAGAUGCUGCAUUUGCCUGAUAUCAGUUAUUUGAACUCACCAGCUGUUGAUGGAGAGCUUGAAUCAAGGAUCACAUCGCUUGAUGUGUCUCACAUUGAUUUGGUGAACAACACUUGGAAGUUUGGCGGAGACGAGCGAGGCUAUAGAAAUGUUAAAAACUUAAUUUCAAACUUCCCUUCAUGUUGUAUUAAGGAUGAACAGGGCCAGCCAGUGUCAUGGAUCCUGGUUUAUGACUACUGUGCCAUAGGAAUACUAUACACUGUUCUUGAACACAGAGGGAAAGGUUAUGCUAAAGUAUUGGUGAGUGCGUUAGCAAAGAGACUCCACUCUGAAGGCUAUCCCCUCUUCAGCUUCAUAGAGGAGGACAAUACAGUUUCAUAUAAACUGUUCAAGAGCCUGGGCUUCACUGAAGUCCCCUCUUACAGAGCAAUGUGGCUUGAGGUUAACCCCUGACACGCAAAAGCAGGUAUAAAUGUAAUAAAAUAAUGUAAAAUCGUAUAUAGCAGGUUUUGCACAUUAUCUAGCUAGCUGAUGUGCUCUUAACUUGCAAGAUCUGUCUGAUAAAAAUUUACAUAACUCUAGUAUCAGCUUCCGGACAUGAGAUAUAACGUGGGCUCUAUAGAGUGAGCCACAUUAGAAAGAUAACGAGAUUUUUUACAAAUGAGAGAGACUUGGUUAAAUUACAGUUAAAUUAGAUAAAAAAUAACAUAACUUAAGCAAAAGACCUGACUUGUGGUUUGUUAGACCGGAGGCGCCCACCUUUUUUUUCUCUACUACUCAAAAGCUUUGUCUCACUCGUGGUACCCACUAAUUCGAGCAGUAAGCGAAUAAAUGUAAGUAAUGUAAAUACUUGUUUACUAUGGGACUAUAGUAUAAAAAUAUUAUUAGAUUUAUAUUCAUUGUUUAAAUGACAGCUAUUGAUGUCCAAAAUCCACCAAAACUUUCUGUAACAAUUAACAUUUUUAUACAAAUGCUUUUCACUUUCACCUUUAUCAGAAAAUCAUGAAAUAAAAUAUAAUAUAUGCUCUUCCCUCCUCGUGCAUUCAAUAAAGAGUUCUUUUACUGAU